AUGGACAACUUAACCUUACUAACGGAAGGAAGUAGAAUAUAUUCUGAAAAGCGUAAAAGAAAAAAUGACCAAAUUCCGGAAAUUGUAUUCGAUGAAACUGCAAGAAGAGAAUAUUUAACAGGGUUUCAUAAGCGAAAGUUGGAAAGACAAGUAAGAGCAAAGAAAACUGCUUUAGAACGAGAAAAAAAAGUGAAGACUGAAGCAAAAAAAGCUGCCAAAGAAGUGCGAAUGAGACAAAUUGAAGAAAAUUUGGCGGCGACUCAAGCAAUGAUUAACAGUAAUAUUUAA
Messenger RNA from Cetraspora pellucida, 288 nucleotides. Lineage: Eukaryota; Fungi; Glomeromycota; Glomeromycetes; Diversisporales; Gigasporaceae. The record is from the annotation of a GenBank genome assembly.